AAUAAAGGCCUGUCUCACUCUCAUCUUCAAACCGAGGAUUAUCUCACCGCGUCUUCGUCUCACCAGUGUGAGGGUUAUCAGGGCUGAUGGGUGGAAGCUGCCCUGAGGGUCAGUACUUGGACACCUUGGUCAAAGAAUGUCUGUACUGUCAUUUGGUAUGCCAGCAACCACACGUCAUCACCAAAUGCAUCAGUUACUGUGAGGCUGCAUAUUGUAAGGCGCUGCCUGGCCACUACUAUGAUGGGCUGCUGAAGAAAUGUCUGAGGUGCGCUGAGGUGUGUGGCAGACAUCCAGCAGAAUGUUCCCAGCACUGCCAGACUCUGCCACUUCCUGGGACCACUGAAAAGCUCCUGGUUGACGUAACCUCACACACGCUGAAUUCCAGGGGGCUCUCAGUGCCGAUAGACUCCAGUGUCUUUCUCUACUCCCUGCUGGCACUCUGCAUGGUGCUGCUGUUUUCUAGCUUGUCUCUAGCCUUGGUAGUCUUUCUGAGGGGACCCAGAACCAAAACCUCCAACCCAGGACCCAAGGAGGCUAACCACAUCCAGGAGCGUGUAGUCCAGCCAGGCCAAGAGGUUGGCCUGCCAGGUGGCCAGCUGGGGCAGAGCUCCAAAGAUUUUGUACAAAGUUCAAGCUGUCCGACUGACCGUGAGCCAUCGGAUGACUCCAGCCCUACAGAGACUUGUGUGUGUAUCCACUGUUUCCCUGAUCUGAAAGCACUAGGCCAGGGCAAUGACAGGCUGCUGAGAGCACCUCUGACUUUCUACCAGCAAGCUGACCCCCUUAGAGCCCAGAUCCAGAAGGGAGGGCCUCGGACUGAGGAGAACCUUUACACCUCUGAACUUCAGGGUCCAGGAGCAGGCAGUAGUGAGAUGAGGUCCAUUUACUCCGUCUCAAAUCAAAGUGUCUAACAGGAAAACUGGAAUGGACAUCUCCCCCAUACACAAGAGAAGUUCAUUAGCAUACUGGAUUUUUGCUGAAGCUGAUCGUGAAAUUGUGAUAACAAGGUGUUCAAAGGGGUGCAUGCUCACUUAUGAGCCCUAUCAACCUCUCAGCAAGCAGCAACAGUAGGAAUAUCUCAGUCACACAUGAGUAUUUGAAGGCUUUUUUUAAUUAAACAAAACACAAAAGUAAGCAGGUAAAACAACAUCCUUCCGUUUUAAAAAUUUCAGAUGGAAAGAUAUGUGAUUGAUUCAAAUUAACCAUGAAAAAGGCUACCAUUUUUUACUCCUGAUGAGGGCAUGCUGAUGAAAUGAGGAAUUUUGUGCCACAGGGCAGUAAAGUUCUACUAGUGCAUAAUGUAAGUAGUGUGAGUAUCUCUGAAAAUGUGUUCAUCAAUAAGCCCCUGUUGAGCUCCCGACACACCAAGCAGGUUGCAAAGCGCUGUUGAAGAUCGACUGAUGCUUUUCUUCACAUUGCCUCAGGACUCCUGUUAAAAGCUUAACUUGAACAAAUCACAGGCUGCAACUGACUGCUAGCUGACCACUGCAAUGCAUGUAUACUCCGCACCUGUGAAAGGAAAUAACUAGACAGUACAGUAGUCUAGUCUCGUAGUAUUACAUAUUCGAGAAAAAAAAAAAAAACCAUGGAAACAAAUGGAAAAAUCAUGGAACAAUACAAACUAGCCCACUAUUUGCAUGGCUCUGUGAAUGUAACUGAACUAUCAAGUCAUAUUCAAAUUGAGAACAUAAUGUAAUACCUAUAACGUAUAUCUGAUAAAAAAGUUACUACUGGCACAGUAAAGUUUUGCACUUCAGCCCCCAUUUUUUUUCACCGUGGGAGAGGUGGAGGUAAAAGCAUGCAGGACCUGGAUGAGGUCCCUGCCUCACUAGGCCGAACAGCCAGUCACAACGCUCUCUCUCACCAACUGCCUCUGACUGAAGCGGUUACUGUCACCCCACAAAAGCUCAACGAUAGCCCCACAGCAUUUGAUUCAAUUUGUCAGAUCACAUUUUCAGACAUCAUUUCAGAAAGCUACGGUCACAGGGGGACACCCCUUGUGUGUCUAAGUUGAUGAUUCCCACUGUUUUUGGAUUUUCCACCGGAGCAAGUGUAACUCACCAUACACGAAAAAUAUAUUUCAAUUAAAACAAACUGAGCAAUACUGUAGGUUAGUAAGCAAUGCUAGAGUAUAAAACAACAGGGAACAGUAAAGGCCCAAUUACAUACAAUGUGUUACUCUCAAGAACUUAGAGUAUAACUCAUGGUGGUAACAUAGUGAAAGGUCUCAGUGGUGGAGAACUUUCCAUCGGCUACUUAAAGUAAUACGCAUCAGUUCUCCUGAUAACAAUUGGUGAUGUUUUUUUUGAUACCACCACUGGGAGUUGCUAAAGUCAGAAA
This is a messenger RNA of Xiphias gladius (swordfish), 2340 nucleotides long. Its product is annotated as tumor necrosis factor receptor superfamily member 13B. The record is from RefSeq and is a predicted model, not a curated record. NCBI's taxonomy places the organism in Eukaryota, Metazoa, Chordata, Actinopteri, Istiophoriformes, Xiphiidae. Gene Ontology annotation, cellular component: plasma membrane. The transcript is spliced from 5 exons. Bases 87 to 911 code for a protein of 274 amino acids.